GCAGGAUUCCGUACUGUUAUUCUCUCGUAGUGCACUAUGUAGGGAGUAGGGGGCCGUUUGAGCCUCAGCCCUCGCCGCGCUGCUGUGACCAGGGCGAAGUCUGCAGCCAAUCAGAAGCUCCCAUCGGUUUGAACGGAGAGCGGUUCGCUGAGGGAAGAUGGCGAUUGUUUCUGUAGCGGCUCGGUUUUCUGUUUAGUUCCAUGAAAACGGCGACAAACCGCGACUUUACUCAACUGCUCAAAGUGCCUCUGAAGGAAACCCGUUUAAGACUAACCUGACGGAGGAAGAGGAGCCAAGAUGAGCACGUUUGGUUGUAACAGACCCGUGUAUCUGAAGACGUACGGCCGACAAAUGCGCAAGGUGGAUCUGUGGUUCUCACCUGACCUGAGGAAGAAAGCCUUCUCCUUCUCCAGCACACCCUCGUCUGACCCGUCCAUCUCCGAGACCUCGCGUCCCGAAACACGGAAUAAAGUGAGCUCCGUACACGUGAAGCCUACAGUCCCUAAACAGCCACCAGGCGCACACGGAGCCCAAGCCAGCCGGAGAAAACCAGCCCCUCAGCACACAGUGAGAGUGAAGAAGAGGAGGAACAAGAAGCAGCAGCAGGUCCUCAGCAGCAGUGAGAACGAGGAUGAGUGCUGUAUCAUGAAGAAGAAGCGCUCGGAGGCCUGUAGCCCAGGCGUCCCCGAUGCGGCGGAGAGCAGAGAUAGGAAGAGAGAAUCAUCUGCUCCACUACCUCUGGGCCGAUUCGUCACCCGCCGCAGGAGAGCGCCGCCCAUCCAACCCGAGAAGCUCAAGAGAAGCGCGUAUACGGACUCAAAUGACCUGUGUGCAGUUCUUGACGGCUCUCUAAGUUCACUGGAGGACUUCGUUUCUCACGUCCCUUCGUUUCCCCGGUGUGUCACCCGGCGGAAGAGGCCCCCUGUCCCGGAGGAGUUUUGUCCAGAGAAUUCCGGUCGUAAGCGUUCAGCCUCUGUCCUCGGCAGCAGUCACGCCCGGUCCUGCUCGGUUUUACGCGAAGUCUCGUUGAACACCAGUGAGGAGCCGCAGAUGUCCUGUAAGCUUCCUCUGCUGAGUAGCACCCCGUCCCUGGUCUCCAGGCGAAACCUGCGCUACCUGGAGCCCUCGGUCAGCGAGAUCUCCUCCUUCAGCUGUGACGAGCUGGACAAGCCCCCUGCAGGAAACCCCAGCACCAGUGAGCUGAUGAAACCACGACGGCUCACGCGCUCGAGCUGUGCUCAGGAGAUGAAGACGGAGGAGCGUGCAGAAGGUGCUCCCCUGCAGACAAACCGGCGUGGACAGAGGACAGGGCACCCGGUGGGAGAGAAGAACGGAGAGUCUGAGCGGGAAGACAUGGCCUGUGAGGACGAUCAGACGAGUGCCAGUGUCAUAUUUGUUUCUGCUCAGACUCACCUGGACACUGAAUUGGAGCUGAGAGAGAGGUGUCGCUCGGUUAGUGCAGUCGUCCUGCUGGAGGAGGUGGACGUGACGGACGUCUUAUCCAGGCAAAGCCUUAGCAGGAACCCAGAAGAACAGGACGCGUACCCGCCCAGUUUGGAGACAGAGCUCUCGACAUCAGCCAGCAGAGCAGAAACAGGCAACAGCAACCAAACCUACGACGUCUCUGACCGCGUCCUGUCCAAUGUCUACCUCAGACCCCUCCGCAUCUCCACGUCUGCUUCAUCUUCCUCCUCUCUGUCUGUUCCUCCUCUGUCCUCUCCUCCUGCUCAUGAGUCUGGUGAUUUAGCUCAGGUGCUGAUUGAUCAUCUUAAGGUGGAGUGCUUGUCCUCUUGUCUCACCGUCUCCCUCCAGCCUCUGGACCACAGCCUCCUCCCCAGGUUCCAGCGAGCACCUCCGGAGACUCAGGCGGCCUCUCCUCCUUCUCCUCCUCCUCCGGAGACCAAAAGUGAUGACCAGGUCAUGAUGAGUGAUGAAGUCAUGAAGAGCCACUCGGGGAAUGCUGAAGAAGAGGAGUCGUUUGGGCGCGAGGGGCAGACGGCAGGGGUGGUUAGAUGUCUGUCCAACUUAUUUGGACCUCCUAUUUCCCCUGCCCCCGUCGUGGCUCCUAGUAAAGUGCGCACACAGGUGGCGCCGAAAGAGCGCAACGGCGCUGGGAUGGGCCGGAGAGCGUGCGUGAGUGGCCUGAGCGUCAGCCGCUGGUCGAAGAGAGAUAUAGGAGAGAGGAACAAAAGCCAAAGGAAGAAUGAGACCAGGACAAGAACAAAACCUGGAGACUGCUCUCUGAACUACCUGCUGCCUGCAGGGAUGAAGGAGGACUCUGCGUGCAGCAGGUUAAACGGAGGUGUCGGUCUGUCUGUGACCCCCAUCAGAGUGGAACAGCUGAACCUCUCCUCCAUUCUGGCCAACUUCUCUCCAGACAUGCUCACAACUCACAACUGGGGGCGAUUCAAAGCUGCGCUGUCUGUCCACAAAAAGAAGACAGCGUUCCCGACCCCGCAGCGGCUCGCUCUGUCCAAUCUGAUGACUCCGGGUGGGAUGGACGCCAGUCUGAGCUUGUUUAGAAGCCCACGGGACGGGUACACCCCAACGUCUAGACUCGCUCCCUCUCAGCUGCUCUGCUCCACCACGACGGACGCCUCUGUGGCCCCUGAUGGUGACGAUAUCAGUGAUGCUGAGAAGGUGUAUCAUGAGUGUCAGCAGGAUGGCCCCGUCUCGUUUGAAGACUGCAUUCCUCCAGAGCAAAUGAAACGCUGCUCCAAGAUCGGAGAGGGCACGUUCGGAGAGGUGUUCUCCACAGUCAACGGCUCCGGUCAGACCGUGGCUCUUAAAAUCAUUCCAGUAGAAGGCUCUCAGAAAGUCAACGGGGAGCCGCAAAAAACCUUUGGUGAAAUUCUUCAUGAAAUCAUCAUUUCAAAAGAGCUGAGCAGCCUGGACUCAAACGAGAACAACAGAACGAGUGGCUUCAUUGGGCUCAACAAUCUUCACUGUGUGCGGGGGUGUUAUCCCAGCGCUCUGCUCAAAGCCUGGGACAAAUUUGACCAAGAGAAGGAGUCUGAGAACGACAGGCCUGACUUCUUCGGUCAGGAGCAGCUCUUUGUGAUCCUGGAGUUCGAGUUUGGAGGGAGUGAUCUGGAGAACAUGAAAGGAAAGCUGUCCUCCAUGGCCCAGGCCAGAAGUGUUCUACACCAGGUGACUGCUGCGCUGGCUGUAGCUGAACAGGCUCUGUGCUUUGAACACAGGGACCUGCACUGGGGGAACAUCCUGGUGAAAACCACUAAGGAGAAGCACAACCACUUCAUCCUGAACGGCUCAGUUUACUCAGUGCAGACACGAGGAGUUCAUGUCAACAUCAUCGAUUACUCGCUGUCCCGGCUGGAGAUCGAUGGACUGACGGUGUCGUGUGACAUAGCGAAUGAUGAGGAGCUGUUCAUGGGUCAGGGAGACUAUCAGUUCGAGAUCUACCGUCUGAUGAAGAAGGAGAACAAUAACUGCUGGGGGGAGUAUAAUCCUCACUCCAACGUCCUUUGGCUGCACUAUCUGGUGGACAAGCUUUUGACGAUGAAGUACAAGACCAAAGUGCAGAGCAGCCAGCAGAAGGCGCUAAAGAGCAGCCUCAGGUCCUUCCAGUCAGAGAUCCUGAGCUACGGCUCAGCCACAGAGGCUCUCCUGCGCUGUAGGCUGUUUCAGUGAACACAGACUGUGAGCACGUCGGGCUCGUUUUAAUCUGUACAGUCAGACCUGUAAUUUUACUGUAAAUCCUUUUGUAAACUUCAGUUAUAAUGCAUUGUGGGAAAAAAAUAAAGAAAUAAAAAGCAGGAGAAUAAAUGAAACUA
Pygocentrus nattereri (red-bellied piranha) is the source of this 3794-nucleotide messenger RNA. RefSeq lists its product as uncharacterized. Gene Ontology annotation, molecular function: ATP binding; histone H3T3 kinase activity. Gene Ontology annotation, biological process: mitotic cell cycle; intracellular signal transduction; protein phosphorylation. Gene Ontology annotation, cellular component: nucleus; cytoplasm. Bases 298 to 3651 code for a protein of 1117 amino acids. NCBI's taxonomy places the organism in Eukaryota, Metazoa, Chordata, Actinopteri, Characiformes, Serrasalmidae. The record is from RefSeq and is a predicted model, not a curated record. The transcript is spliced from 17 exons.